AUGUCACACUACGGUGGUGGAGGCUACCCUGGCCAGGGUCACUACGGUGGGCAGCAACACCACGGCGGAGGCGGCUAUGGAGGAUAUGGACAUCAACCACCACCACCGCCACCUCCCGGCCCUCCCCAGGGUUACGGCGGCGGCGGCUAUGACCAGCCUCCCAGUCACUACGGCGGCCAGCAAGGCGGCUACAACCGCCCUCCUCCCCCUCCUCCCCCUGGUGGUUACGACGGCGGUGCCGGCUACGGCCAAGGUCAUGGCGGCUACUUGGGCUCCUCCCGUCCGUCCAAACCACCUCCUCCCCAGCAUCCUCCGCCCCCAGGCCGUGAUGCCUACGGCUACCCUCUCCAUUCGGCUCCAUAUCCCGCUCGCCACGCUAGGUCCGGCCCGCCACCGCCCUCCGCCCCUCAGCAGUUCGGUCACGGUGCUCCCGAGGGCUACACGUUCCAGUACUCCAACUGCACGGGCAAGCGCAAGGCGCUCCUCAUCGGCAUCAACUACUUUGGCCAGGAUGGCGAGCUCAGGGGCUGUAUCAAUGACGUCCACAACGUGUCCACCUUCCUCAUGGAGCGCUACAACUACAGGCGCGAGGACAUGGUCAUGCUGACGGACGAUCAGAAGAACCCCGUCAUGCAGCCGACCAAGGAGAACAUUAUUCGCGCCAUGCAGUGGCUCGUAAAAGAUGCCCAGCCCAACGACUCCCUGUUCUUCCACUACUCUGGUCAUGGUGGACAGACGGAGGAUCUAGAUGGCGACGAGGACGAUGGCUUCGACGAGGUCAUCUACCCUGUCGACCACAAGCAGAACGGCCACAUUGUCGACGACGAGAUCCACUGGCGCGUUGUCAAGCCUUUGCAGCCAGGUGUCCGUCUCACAGCCAUCUUCGACUCGUGCCACUCGGCCUCGUGCAUGGACCUGCCAUACAUCUACUCCACAAAGGGUGUUCUCAAGGAGCCCAAUCUCGCCAAGGAGGCCGGAGAGGGUCUUCUCGACGCGGUCAAGGCCUAUGCGUCGGGCAACAUUAUGGGCGUCGGCAGUGCCGUCUUUGGCUUUGCGAAAACUGCGUUUACGGGUGACGAAGCGUACCAGAAGACCAUUGAUACCAAGACGAGUCCAGCCGAUGUCGUCAUGUGGUCCGGCAGCAAAGACGACCAGACAUCGGCGGAUGCUACCAUCAACGCCAAGGCCACGGGCGCCAUGUCGUAUGCUUUCAUCUCGGCGCUCAAGGCGAAUGGAGACCAGACCUACGUCGAGCUGCUCAACAGCAUCCGCGACAUUCUAGAAGAUGGGUACUCGCAGAAGCCGCAGCUGUCGUGCAGCCAUCCAUUAGGUAUGCAUCUGUCUCUCUUUGGGCCAGAUGGACAACAACUGACUUUGGUAGAUACCGACCUGAAAUUCGUAAUGUAG
Messenger RNA from Emericellopsis atlantica, 1407 nucleotides. RefSeq names its product metacaspase-1. Gene Ontology annotation, biological process: proteolysis. The transcript has 2 exons. The record is from RefSeq and is a predicted model, not a curated record. Gene Ontology annotation, molecular function: cysteine-type endopeptidase activity. The coding region runs from base 1 to 1407 and encodes 468 amino acids. NCBI's taxonomy places the organism in Eukaryota, Fungi, Ascomycota, Sordariomycetes, Hypocreales, Bionectriaceae.